Dichotomopilus funicola is the source of this 894-nucleotide messenger RNA. Its product is annotated as GPN-loop GTPase. The record is from RefSeq and is a predicted model, not a curated record. NCBI's taxonomy places the organism in Eukaryota, Fungi, Ascomycota, Sordariomycetes, Sordariales, Chaetomiaceae. The transcript is spliced from 2 exons. Gene Ontology annotation, molecular function: GTPase activity. Bases 1 to 894 code for a protein of 297 amino acids.
AUGAGUAAAUACGGUGUGAUGGUGAUGGGCCCUGCGGGGGUCGGCAAGUCCACCUUUUGCGCAAGCCUCAUCACCCAUCUGCAACUGAACCGCCGCUCUGCCUUCUACGUGAACCUCGACCCCGCGGCCGAGCAUUUCGAACACCAACCCGACCUCGACAUCAAAGACCUAAUCUCACUCGAAGAUGUGAUGGAAGAAUUGCAGCUGGGGCCCAAUGGGGGCCUCAUUUACUGCUUUGAAUUUCUGAUGGAGAACCUCGACUUCCUCUCUGAGGCACUCAAUUCGCUAACCGAAGAAUACCUCAUCAUUUUCGACAUGCCCGGUCAGAUCGAGUUGUACACACACAUCCCGGUGCUUCCGACACUAGUCAAAUUCCUCACGCAGCCCGGCGCACUCGACAUCCGGCUAUGCGCGGCCUACCUCCUCGAAGCGUCCUUCGUCGUCGACCGGGCCAAGUAUUUUGCGGGCUCCCUCAGCGCGAUGAGCGCCAUGGUUAUGCUUGAGGUGCCACAUCUCAACAUUCUGAGCAAGAUGGACCUAGUCAAGGACCAGAUGCGCAGGAAAGACUUCAAGCGCUUCCUCGUUCCCGACACGACGCUGCUCGAGGACGACCCAGCCGAGGUAGCGCGCAAGAAGGCGGGCGUGGCGGUCGAUGUGCACAGCGUGGACCCCGCGGAUAAGGACGCGCUCAUGUCGGGCGCAUCGUUUCGGCGGCUAAACACGGCGGUCGCCAACCUAAUUGAGAGCUUUAGCAUGGUCAGCUACCUCAAACUGGAUUGUACCGACGAGGACAGCGUGCAAGCGAUCCUGAGUUACAUCGACGACUGUAUCCAGUACCACGAAGCGCAGGAGCCGAAGGAACUACCCGAGGAAGAGAUGGAGGAGGAAGAAUAA